AUGGAUGAAUUAGGGGAAAAUUGUACUGAAAAAGAAAAAAAUAAUAAAUUAUACUUUUAUUAUGAAAAUAAAUUAAAUUUAUAUAAUGAUAAUUUGUUUGAAAAUAUAAUUAACAAUACAAACGAAGAUUUUGAUUUUAAUGAUAAAAAUUCGAGAAAGGUAAUGACUAAUAUAAGUUUAACACAAAGCAGUAAUGAUUUAUUCAACCUUCGCUUAUUAGAAGGCGAAAAAAAUGAUACAGUAUAUAAAAUGAACAAUAACAACAGUAAUAGUAGUAAUAAUAAUAUAUACUCAAAAGAAAACACGGACGGCGAUCAAACAAGCUCACAAAACAACGCCGAUAAUUUAUCGAAAAAUAAUAAUAGUAAUAAUAAUAAUAAUGAAUACAUGUUUAGCUACCUAAAUGUGUAUUUAAAUAAAAAAAUAAAAAACAAACCAGGUGAAAAUAACACUAGUAGCAUAAACCCAAGUAAUAAUAACAGCAACACAGUUGCUGAGUCUAACAAUAUAAUGAACGAUAAAAAUACUUCCAAAAUAAUGCGUACCAAUAUUAACGGUGUUAGCAAUUUUGGAAAUACUAAUCCUGAGGAAAAUAAUACAGUUAACGAGUCAAAUACAUUAGUAUCGGGGAUAUAUAAAGUUAAUUCAUAUCCAAAAGAGAAAACCAAUAAUAAUAACACGAAUAAUAAUAAUAAUAAUGUUAAUACAUUUUUAAAUGCACACACUGUUCCCAGUACUUGUGAUAGUAGUGCUAAUUUCAGUAACAACAAAAUAUAUCCGUUUGAUGAUAUAGAGAAAAAUCAUGAAAUAACGGAAAAUGAUAUAAAUAAUAAUGAACAGACUACAAACUGCCUUAAUAAUGAUACAUAUUUUACUAAUGAAAUUAAUUUAAAUAAAAUGGAAAAUAUAAAAAGUAGUGAUAAUAAUCUUUGCAAUUUUAUAAAUUGUUCAAAUGAUACAAAAAAAAAUGUAAUAAUAAAUCCUGAUUUUCAGGGAAAAAUAAAUUCAAUUACUAGUGAUAGAAAAAAUGGUGAUAAAAUAUUAUUUCAAGAUGAAAAUAAAAUAUAUAAAAAUUUUCGUUUUCCUCAAUCUACUAACGUAGAUGGAAAAAAUGUAACAAAACAAAAUCAAAACAUUAAUUCACAAGAUAGUGAAAAUAAUGUUUCAAUACUUAAAAAAAAUAACAUAAAUGACAACCCAACAAAGUUUGUAAAUAAUGAACAUACCAGUGAUAAUAACUUUACCAAUAAUACAGAUAAAAAAAUACAAAAUAAUAAUAAUAGUUCUUAUUCUGCAAGCCCAGGUAAUAAGACCCCCUCUUUAACACAAAAAGAUAAACUCCAAAGAAUAGAAGAUAAGGAAAAUUAUAAAAGUUUUCUCAAUGUUAUAAAUAAAAGAAUGGAAAAUUUUGCUAGAGCUAAAAAUAUGACUAAUUCAGAAAAUGCAUUCAAAAAAUCCGACUGUUCGGAAAAAGAUGAAAAUAUUUCAACUCGCCAUGAAGAAAUUGAUAAAGAAAAAAUAGAAAAUCCAAAAAAGCAUACUAUUAAUGAAAUAAAUAAUUACACAUUAAAUGAAAGUAAAAAAACUAGCCGUAAUAGUAGUAUUGAAAAUGAUAAUGGAAAAAAUAUAAAUAUAGAUGAUACUAAAAUGGUUUAUGAUCAACAUAAAUUAAAUAAUAAUCAAUCAGAAAAUUCUUCUAUGAAAUCGUUAGAAAGAUAUACACAAAUGUAUUCCUAUUCAGAAGGUGUUGAAACAAAUAUAUCCACUAAUAAUAAUUCCACUUCAAAUAUGGAGGCAUUAAAUAAUACAUAUAUUUUUUCACCUCCCACGUCAAGCAGUUAUAACAACAGUCAAUUUAAAAGAAUGAAUGACAGCAAUCGAAGUAAUAAUAAUACAUGUAAUAAUAUAAUGUCAAAUAUUAAUUAUAAAGAUAAUAUGUUUAGUAAUAAUUUAAAUAUGAUUGAAGAGGGAAUAAAAAGAGAGCAACCAUUAGGAAAUAAAAAUCAACUCAAUAUGGCUCACCCCAAUAGUAUACCCAAUAAUUAUACAACUUGUGGUGAUACCAAUAUGGGUAAUGAAAACAAUAGUAAUAUGAGAAACGAAAAUGGAAGUAAUAUACAUAUUAACAAUAUUGGUCAAAAAAAUAAUUCAAAUAAAAAAAUUAUAUAUAAAGAUGAAUUUAAUAUAAAUAAAGGUAAUCUUAUUGAUAAUAUAAAUCAUGGGCCUAUUUUUAAUAGUCCUGAUAAUUAUACAAGUGGAGAAAAUUGCUACAACAAUAGCAAGGAAUAUUUUAUGAAUGAAAAUAUUAACAAUGCAAUGUUUAAUGGUGAUUAUUUAAUGACUCAUUCAGGUAAAAAAGAUCCUCUUGAUAUUGAAGAUGGAAUAAGAGAUGAAAAUAAUUUUGUAAGUUCCGAUGAUUUUUUUAAUAAUCCUCAUGGUGGAGAAACUCGAUUAAAAGAUUCUCAACCAUUUGGCAAUAAAAUAUAUCCAAUUAUGAGCAAUACAGGUCGAUAUAAUAAUACACCAACUUCUAAAGAAAAUAUUAUUGGAGUCCAUAAUAAUGAUAAUUUAUUUUGCCUGAACAGCAAUAAACAAUGUAAUCAAAUAAAAACUUAUAAUAAUAAUAAUAGUGCAACUAUGGAAACAACUGAUUCAUAUAAUAAUAUUUUAUCUGUUGGUUCUAAAUAUAAUUUUUUAAAUGUAGUGUCUAAACGUCAAAAUAAUAAUAACGACACAAAUAUAAAUUCAACAUUAGGAACACUUAAUGAUUGUGUUAAGGAUGGGAAAGGCAAUCGAAGUAAUAGUGGGAACUGCUCAUUUGGCGAUCGAUAUUAUUCACAACAAAAUUAUGACAAUAAUAAGAGUGCAUUAAAAAAUGUUAAACAUUGCGAUAAAAGUGUUUUAAAAAGUGUCGAUAAAAAUAUGCAACACAAAAAUUCACAUCAUAAAAGUUUUCAUAAAAAAUUUCAUGACGAUCUAUCACAUUCCGAUCAUUACAAUUUAGUUAAUUCCAUUUCAAGUCCAAACAUUUUUAGUAAUGUAGUAAGUACAAAUUAUUUCGGAACCCAAAUUGGAGACUUAAAAAAAGAAAAAGUUAGUGAUACACCAAAUGAAUAUAAUAAAAUUUCUAAUAAUUUAAUUUCUACUCCUGAAGAAAUGCCUAUAUAUACUCAAAGCGAUCGAAUAAUAAAUGAAUUUGCUAUAGACAAUAAUAGCAAUAUCGAUAAAAAUUCAAAUUCAAAUGAACAAACUGUUAAAAAAAAAACAAAAAAGAAAUACAUGUUUAAUCCUCAUGGGGGAGAAAAUAAUUGUAGUAUCCGAGGAAAUAGUAAUAAAUGUAAUAAAAGCGUUGCAAGUAAUAGUAUUGAUGGAGCUAGUUUGAAAAGUGCUGAUAGUGGUAGAAGCAUUUGUAGUAAACUAGAAGGUGGAACUGCCACUAUGUCUUCAAGGAAUGAUUAUAAUAAUAUAAUGGAUGAUAAAUUAAAUGGACAUAUGGUCGGCCCAUUUACUACACAUAAUAAUAUGUUAAGUAAUAUGUCUGAGGAUCACGGUGGUGGAUGUUCUACUACAUGUAAUAGUGAUAUUGGCAAUUCAAUACAUAUAUUUAAUAAUAGUAAUACUAUAGAUAAAAAUUCUAACAGUAAUAAAAAUCACUACAUUACAAAUAUGUAUUAUGAACAGAAUUUUAAAUCAGAAGGAGAUAGUACAUAUCCAAAAUGUAACAAAGAUAGAAAUCCUAUAUUUUGUAAUACUAGAGAAAAUAAUAAUUUAAUAAAAAAAAAUAUUAAAAGUAAUGUUAAAGCAUAUUUUCUUUUAGAUAAAAAAGAAGAAAAUAUAAAUGUAACACAAAAUAAUAGAUCGAAUAUAAUGCAUAUUGAAAAUAAUGAUACAUCUAGAACUACUAUAAAAAAAGAAACACCCUUUAAUGAAUUUGCUUCUUCAAAUACUCACAAAUAUAAUGAUAUCCAUAAUAAAAAUUCAGAAUUUAUUUCAUCUGACAAUAGACAUAGAAUAAAUAAUAAUGUUAAACAAGUUAAUCUACCAAUUGAUGAUAAUUCUACUACUCCAGAUUUUUCAAACAUCUCUCAUAUUAAUAAUCCUGACUGUGGACAAGAUGGUCUGCAAUACUCAUCCACCAUGUUUAUACCAAGUAACAAUACAUCUAAUAAUAAUGCAAACGAAAAUAAUAAUCAUUGCAUAAACCCUAAUAGAGUAGGGGUCAAUACAGUUGAUGAGGCAAACUAUUCGAGCUGGAAGAAGGUCGGUGGAAUUGGAAAUGUUAAGGGAAUGGAAAUGAAUAAGUAUCCAUAUAAAAAUCCGAUACUUAUAGAUAAUAGUAAUAAUAAUAAUAAAAAUAAUAAUCAAAUAAAUUAUAUGAGCAUAUUACAUGACCCAGUUAAAUAUUCACCAAAUAAUAAACAAGAUGUAUUUAUAAAUAAAUAUAUGGAUAUAAAAAUUAAAAAUAUGGAUGACAAUAUGAAUAUUGAUUAUACAAACGAACGAUUUAUUAUUAAUAAUAAUGCUAACUUAAAAAAUACACCAUGUAAUAAUAAUGUAUCUAAUUUAGUUAUGAAUCCAAAUUAUUUACUUCAAGGGAAUGGAAAUAUGAUGUUUAAAAAUAUGCCUCUUGGGGCACAUGAAUAUAAUAUGGAAAUGACAGGAAAGCCAGAUUUUCCUGUUUCAGUUUCACCAAUGAAUACUAACAUUUCUAAUACUAUAAAAGAAAAUAAAAAUGUUAUAUCAAAUAAAAAUCCUGGUGCAGUCAAAAAUGUCGGAGCAAAUAAACCGGUGCAUAACUUUAAUUUUAAUCUAAUAGAAGGAAAUACUAUUGAUAACAACAAUUCUAAAGUAAAUAAUUUAAUGACAUAUAAACGAAAUAAUGGAGCUAAUAAUUUAUUAGAAAAUAAUGAAAAACUAAAUAUCAAAAUAAAUUGUCCUAAUGAAGAAUCAAAUAAUUCUGAAUCACAUAUUAAUAAUAAAAAUAAAAUAUAUACAGAAGCAAAUCUUAAAGGGAUAGGCAUAAAUAGUAAUAGUAAUAUUAAUCGCAAUACAGUGGCAAAUUAUAAAGUUAAUAAUAUUCUUAUUAAUGAUAAAUUAAAGAAUAUAUUAUUAAGUAAAAAUUUUAACAAUUUCUUAAUUGGUGAUGAAAAUAAAAUUGGAAUUAGAAAUACUAUUAAUAAUACUACUCAUAAUGGCGUCGAAAAUGAAGCUUGUACAUCGAGUUCUACUCUUGGAGGCUUAAAAAAUUCGAAUGUAUUGCCUGGAAAUAAUAUACCAAAGUUAAAGGAACCAUAUAAUUAUUAUCCUCAUUUAAAAAAUCAUAUUCCUCCUAAUAAUAAUGUAGUAAAUAAAAAAAUAAAUGAAAUUCCAGAGAAUAAUAAACUACAAGAUAUGAAUGGAAUAUAUAGUAACUAUAUUGAACAAGGAAGUGCAGUCAUGAAUACAAAAGAAAAUGCAUCUAUAAAUACUAGUAAAGAAUAUAAUAAUAAGCAUGUAGCAGAUAUAAGUAAAUCUAUAGGUUCACCGGCAAAUGCUAAUUAUAGUCUAAAUUAUAUUGAAUCAGUAUAUAAUAUAUAUCCUUCAUCACUUUUAAAUGCAAAAAAUAAAAUAAGAAGAAAUGGAAAACCAGGUGGUAAUAACUUUAACGAGAAUGUUGUUAAUAUAUCUUCACAACAACGACAAAUUUCGCAAAUAGAAAAUGAAAAUAAAUAUUAUAAUAAUAUAAAUACACAAGAAGGAAAUAAUAAAAAAAUAGUUAAUCUUAAUUUUCAAGAUAUGCUUAUAUAUAAACAAAAUAAUUUAAAUAUAGAUGAAAUAAAUAAAGAAAAAUAUUAUCCAAUUUUUAAUAAUUAUGUAAAUUCAGGUGGAAUACCAUCUAUGAAUAAUAAAAAUAUUCCUAGACAAUGUACAAAUAGUAAAAUAUCAAAUACACCUAUUAAUGAUAUAAAUAAUAAUAGAAAUAUAGUUAGCAAAUCAACUAAUAGUUAUCAAACUCCUGAAGAUCCAAAUAAACCAAGAAUUAAAGAAGAUGAUUUAUUUUCAUCACUUAAUAUGCCAUCUAAACCUUCAUGUAAUGAUCCUCAUAUUUGCCAUCAAGGAAAUUUUCAAGACAAAAGAACAAUAGUUUGUGGUGAUAAUAGAAUGGCAAAAGAAAAAAAAAUAACUUUACUUGGGACUAGAAAUAAAAAUUCCGUUCAAGUUACAUGUGUUAGUGGUGUUAUAGGAUCUAUAGAAAAUAAUAAUGUGCCACCCAUUUAUUCAAACUUGGCAAAUUCAAACUUGGCAAAUUCAAACUUGGCAAAUUCAAACUUAGCAAAUUCAAAUUUGGCAAAUUCGAGUUCUUAUUUUCAAAACAGAGGGCCAGAAACUGCUACUAAAAAUACAAUUUCUUAUAAGCCACCCCAAAAUAAUAAUAACGACAUGAACAGUCAGGCAAUUAUGGGAUUAAAAAAUGAAAAUAAAUUAAUUAAUAAUGGAAAAGGAUUAAUUAGUUCAAGUAAUCAUAAUAAAAGAAUAGAUCAAACUGAUGAUAAAAAAAUCGAAAAUAUUUGUAAUAAUAAAAAUGAAGGAAUAACAAUACAUGAUAUAAAUAAAAAUAAAAUUUACGAUAUAUUUUUAUGUAAUAAAAAAAAUUAUAUUUCAAAUAAUAAUAAUAAUUUAUAUACCAAUUUAAAUAAUAACAAUAAUAAUAACAUGAGAAGUACUAUUCAAAAUGCAGAAUAUUUUUAUUCUAAAAUGAUACAAAAUAAUAAUUUGGCUAGAUAUAAUGAAGAAUUAAUAAAAACUAUUGAUAGAAAUGAUGAUGUAAAUCCAGUUGAUCCGAAUGUUAUAUCCCCUCCUCCAGCUUCUGUAUCUAAUACUUCACCAAACUUAGUAAAAAAAGAAAUAGAAACAUAUAAUAAUAAUUGUAUAAGUGAAAAAGAUUUAAGCUAUUACAAAAAUGUUAAUUAUAAAAAUAUGGAUAUAGAUAAUUAUGUUUUAUAUCACCAACAAGAAAAAGAUAUCACUGAAAAAUAUUUAAAAAAUAGAAAUUACAUAUCUAGCGAUAAUAAUAUAAAAAUAGAAUCCAUUCAAAAACAACCUAAUGAUCAUAAUUCACAUAUCCUUCGUAAUAUCAAUAUGAAUGCAAAUAUUGCAAAUAAUAAUCUUAUAAUAAAUAAAGGGGUUAUAAAAAAUAUAGGAAAUAUUCCAGAUAAAUCAGUAAAUUAUUAUAAUGAAAAUCGAUACUAUUAUAUGAAUGAACUUCAACAACAUUCAAUAAUUGGCAAUAAAUAUGGACCAAACAAUAAUGAAAAUAAUUCAAACUUAGGAGGUGGAACUGUUCUAAAUACAAUUGGAAAUAAUAAUAAAAAAGAAGAUUAUGAUGAAAAUGUUUUCCGUAUAUCUAAAAGCCAAUUUAUUAGUCUAGAAAAAGAUAUCAAAUAUUUACAAUCAUUAACAUUACAUAAUAUUAAUUCAAAAGAUUUAUAUUUCGAAGCAUAUGAAGAGAAAGAAAUAUUUCCGUAUGACCAUAACGGAAUUGAAACUAACCCAAAUUAUUAUUUUAAUAAUGGAGAAAAUAAUAAUGAUUAUAUUUUUAUAAAUGAUCAUGGAAUGAAUGAUUCUAAAAUGUUUAAUAAUACAUCUGUUAAUGAUAUUUCUAAUAAUGGACCUGGAGGAUGUAUAAAAAAAGAAAUGAAAAAAACAAAAGUCUAUACAAAUAAAUUAAAUACCUCUUUAAAAUAUUCUGUCAUAGAAGAAGGAUCAUUUGGUGUUGUAUAUAAAGGAUGGUAUAAAAAUAUGCAUGUAGCAGUAAAAGUUCCAGUUGAAAAAAUGGUUAAACAAGAUCCUUAUGGAUUAACUAAAAGAUCAAUUAAUGAAUGGAAAAUAUUAUCAAAAUGUGAACAUCCCAAUAUUAUAAAAUUAUAUGGUGGUAUUAUUCAUAGCUAUUUUGAUAUUUGGCUAGUUACAAAAUUAAUUAAUGGUUCCGAUUUACAUACAAUAAAAAAUAAUAUGAAUAAAGAAGAAAGAGUACUAAGUACCGAUAUAUCACUAAAAAUGUGUAGACAGCUAGCUGCUGUUAUUAAUUUUUUACAUACACCAAUUAAAAAUAAAAAAAAUGUUAUAAUACAUAGAGAUAUAAAACCAGAAAAUUUAAUUAUAGAUAGUGAUUGGAAUAUACAUUUAUGUGAUUUUGGUGAUUCAGAAGAAACAGAAGAUGGAAAUGUAUCAAAUGUUUCCGGAGCUACUUGGAUAUAUGCACCUCCAGAAUUAUUAACAUGUCAUCCAUUAAAACAAAGUAGUGAUUAUAAUUUUUUAGAUUACGCUCAACUAUCAUAUAAAUGGGAUAUAUGGUCAAUGGGUUGUGUUUUUCAAGAAAUGAUGAAUUUACCAUCACCUUUUCAACAUUAUAUUAUUUCUUUUGAUGAAUCAGAUCAAAUAUAUGAAAAACUUGUUGAUGUUUUUACAAAGAAAUUACCUCCAUGUAUCCAUUCCAAAAUUGACAAUUCACCAUUUGCUGAUAUUAUAAAAUUAUGUUUAAAUUAUGAUCCUAAUCUAAGACCAACAGCUAAGGAAAUCGUUGAUUUACUCAACCAGCCAAAUGAGUAUUUGCUCCUUAAGAGGAGGUAG
Messenger RNA from Plasmodium vinckei vinckei, 8610 nucleotides. Its product is annotated as protein kinase, putative. The record is from RefSeq and is a predicted model, not a curated record. Gene Ontology annotation, molecular function: ATP binding; protein kinase activity. Gene Ontology annotation, biological process: protein phosphorylation. The transcript has a single exon. NCBI's taxonomy places the organism in Eukaryota, Apicomplexa, Aconoidasida, Haemosporida, Plasmodiidae. Bases 1 to 8610 code for a protein of 2869 amino acids.